UUCUUACUUACAGAAUAUUAAAUCUAAAUGUACUUUAUAGGAUUAAGUAGUUGUUCGGGUAAGUAGUUAGUAGUUGAUGCUCGCUAUCAUAUACAUUUGUAUUCCUCUCAAUGAUGGCGGGUACAUUUUCUGGGAAUGAAGGAACUCCUUGGGCCGAUCCCGAAGAAAAAAACGUUUUAGAAAAUUUAAAAAGAUUACAUCCAAAUCGGAAUGACAGGACUAUAAUAGAAAAAGUAUACGGACAAUUACUGGAUAUAAAAUCGGGGACGAACAGUGUGCUGGACGAGAUUUAUGAUGGAUUUAUCUAUUGCUGGAUUAUAAUAGAAAGUGCGUUCAGAGCUUCGGACAAAUAUAAAUUCCGCGUGAAGAUAAUAUGGACGGGUCGGGAAACUAAACAGGAAGUUCAAAGGUUAUAUGAAAUUCCCGCUCAAUAUCAGAAUCUUAUUAUUAACGGACGAGCCGUCUCAGAUGAACAGACCCUCGAAGCGUUUGAUUUUCAACCGACGGGGCAAAUCGUUUAUGUCUUUCUCACCAAGAAGAAAAUAAAUUAUGCGGAAUCGAAUAUCAGAAUAAGUGAUGUUAUAUCCCCGAGAGAGAAUGUUGAUAUGGCGGAUGGAGCCGUUGGCGGCAAUCCUAGAGAAACAGUUCCAGCGAGAGUAUAUGACCCCAUGGAUGCAGAUACUGACGGUAGCAGUGAUAAUACUGCGGACACACCUUCUACCAGCUCUUCAGGAUCAAGCAAACGACGAGGAGGGAAAAAACGAAGCCAGAGAAAUAGAAGGCGCUGAAUAAAUUCUAUUCGCCAGUGAGACGCUGGUUGUUCUAAAUUGAAGGAAACAAAAAAAAUAAAUGUGUUUGCGAUCAGUAGCAGAAGCGUUAAUAAUAUAGACUUAUAAUUGAAACUUCGAUUGAGAUUCACAAUCUCCUUGUAUUCACUGAAGGGGAGAGGAAAGUCGAUGAAACAAAAUGGAAGAAAUGAUGAGUUUGUGAUUAGUAGGAAGCAGAAAAAAAUUAAAAUAAUAAUCGAAUUUGAUUGAAUAUUAUGGUUUUUAUUACAUUUCUCCACGAGCAACUUCCCCUCUAAGCUGGCCGAGAAUUCCCGCGCAGUACUUUCAUUCUGCCGCGCACUGCAUAAGUAAUAAAAUGUUGUCUUCUUUUCUUUUCCGCGCAGACCUUUUUUUUGGAGCUCACAUGGCCUUCUAUUCCGCGCAACUAAGCAAGCUCUUAGAGGGAACGUUGUCCACGAUUAGAGGAAAGCCGUUGAGGCAAAAUUGCUUUUCUGUCUGACCACUUCAACCACUUAUUGGGGAUGCAUAUAGCUGUGUGCUAUGGAUUCAAAAAAGAUACGAAAAUAUCGAUUAACGUCUGAAUUGAACUAAUAACUGAAAUUUUGACUGGUAUUUACGGUUUCCUCAUAUUUACCCAAGAGAGAGACGGAAUCCUAUAAGACGGCUUGAUCACAUGACGUGCCAAUGUCUUCCUCAGUUCAUGUAAAUUGUAUACGUAUAUAAUUAACCAAUGUACUUAUCCCAAUGAUUGAGUUGUGUGUUUCGUUGCAUAUUUACUUUUAAUUUAAUUUUUUCAUAGCCACGCAUAAGAACAAAAAAAUUUUGUAUGAGUAACUGUGAACUUUAUCGGGCGCUCCAGAAGUGUGUGUAACAAUAUGGAGGUAACUAAUUUUGUUCGCAUACUUUAAAUCAAAUUCUGUAAAGGGACUGAAGUCUAUGGGCACGGGAAUAUUCAGUUGGCUAACACAGACAGUCCCCGAACUCGUAAUAGAACUAGAGUAAGGUAAAUCGGAAUAAAAGUAUGCCCUAACCUUAAUCCGGUACGCACACCUCGGGAGUACCCUUUAUCGAGCUCUAAGAGGAUAAUAUGCUUUUAAUUUUUACUUAAUUGUUGUUGCUACUGUAAAAAUAAAAAACACAUUUCUGCACUACUGCACCAA
Styela clava is the source of this 1948-nucleotide messenger RNA. RefSeq lists its product as uncharacterized. Gene Ontology annotation, molecular function: protein binding. NCBI's taxonomy places the organism in Eukaryota, Metazoa, Chordata, Ascidiacea, Stolidobranchia, Styelidae. The record is from RefSeq and is a predicted model, not a curated record.